AUGGCGUUCGUGCUCUCUCUACUGACCGCCCUGGUGGUGUUCAGCUACGGCCCUGGUGGAUCUCUGGGCUGCGACCUGUCUCAGAACCACGUGCGGAUUAGCAGGAAGAACUUCAUGCUUCUGGGCCAGAUGCGGAGAAUCUCCCCUCGCUUCUGUCUGAAGGACAGAAAAGACUUCGGUUUCCCCCAGGACAUGGUGGAUGGCAGCCAGCUCCCGAAGGCCCAGGCCACCUCUGUCCUCCACGAGAUGCUCCAGCAGGUCUUCCGCCUCUUCCACACAGAGCGCUCCCCUGCCGCCUGGGACACCUCCCUCCUGGACAAACUCCGCACUGGACUCCAUCAGCAGCUGGAGGACCUGGACGCCUGCUUGGUGCAGGCGAUGGGAGAUGAAGAAACUGCCCUGGGAGUGACGGGCCCUACACUGGCCGUGAAGAGGUACUUCCAGGGCAGUUUCUUCAUCUCCCAUCGCCUGCACCAAGCAGGCGUCCAGGUCCUCCAGCUGCUGAUGGAGUCCAGUGCGGAGUUUGUCCAGGAGGGAGGUGUCCCAGGCGGCAGGGGAGCGCUCUGUGUGGAAGAGGCGGAAGACCUGCUGGAGCAUCUCGUGGAGGACAGAGGUGGCCUGGGCCUUCGGGAGCUGGCUGCCAUCCACCAUAACAUGUUCCUUCACGUCCAUGUGGUCAUGCUUCAGGGGACCACGAG
Aethalodelphis obliquidens (Pacific white-sided dolphin) is the source of this 698-nucleotide messenger RNA. Its product is annotated as interferon omega-1-like. The transcript is spliced from 2 exons. The record is from RefSeq and is a predicted model, not a curated record. Gene Ontology annotation, biological process: defense response. The annotation marks the transcript as partial. Gene Ontology annotation, molecular function: cytokine receptor binding. Lineage: Eukaryota; Metazoa; Chordata; Mammalia; Artiodactyla; Delphinidae. Gene Ontology annotation, cellular component: extracellular region.